This is a messenger RNA of Toxotes jaculatrix (banded archerfish), 6510 nucleotides long. RefSeq names its product laminin, alpha 4 (gene lama4). Bases 387 to 6038 code for a protein of 1883 amino acids. The record is from RefSeq and is a predicted model, not a curated record. Lineage: Eukaryota; Metazoa; Chordata; Actinopteri; Toxotidae. Gene Ontology annotation, molecular function: extracellular matrix structural constituent; signaling receptor binding. Gene Ontology annotation, biological process: regulation of embryonic development; cell adhesion; axon guidance. Gene Ontology annotation, cellular component: basement membrane. The transcript is spliced from 40 exons.
UCUGUUGCUCAUUUGACUCUCUUGUCAUUCGCUCUCUCUUUUCUCUCCCCCUCUCACUCUUUCCCUCAGUUUCCAGCCUUCCCAUCUGUUACUGAUUUAGGCACAGGGCUCAGGGGAGAGGCAAGUCCGCUAGGGGAGAGGAAUCAGGGCAGGGAGGGAGGGGAGAGAAAGGGAGGAAGUCCACACAAGUUUGUUUUACAGGACUCGGGCUCGGGCUGGAGACUAGGAGCAGUGCUACAUCUGGAGGUCGGAGCAGCAGAAAAGUUAAGCCAACGGUUGCAGCCGAGCAAGAGGAGCUGCCCGGAGACUUUCCUACAGCCAGGAGACACUGACAGAGACAGAGACAGAGAGGAGGGAUCAGUGCUCCACUGGGCAAACACACAAAUAUGGCUGCUAAUUCUCUGUCCUGCUUCUGCCUUCUCUGCAUCCUCUCAGGGACUGCCUAUCCAGCUUCUGCAGCCAGGCUUGGGGAACAGCAACAGUCGGUGCUGAGGGUGUGUGCGAAGGGAUCGUUCCUUAGUGAGCAAAACCUUUGCCUGCCGUGUAACUGUAAAGGCCACGCUGACUACUGUGACGACAUCACCGGCAUUUGUAGAAACUGCAGGGAUCACAGCACAGGUGAUUUCUGUGAAAUGUGUGAGGACGGUUACGUGUUGGAACCCAGGCUGGACGGACGCCACACCUGCCUACCUUGUGCCUGUCCCCUCUCUGUCCCCUCCAACAACUUCGCUGUGCACUGUGACAGAGUGGGUGACAGAGGGGAUUCCAGUCUGCGCUGCAAGUGCCAAGAGGGCUACGCUGGACACUUCUGCGAGAGGUGUGCUCCAGGUUACUUUGGCAACCCCACGGUGAUUGGUAGUUCCUGUAAGAGGUGCGAGUGUAACGGCAACUCAGACCCCAACCUGAUCUUCGACGAGUGCCACAACGUGACAGGCCACUGCCAGCACUGCUGGGGCAACACGGCCGGUGCCAACUGCGAAAGGUGUGCCCCGGGUUUCUACGGCGACGCCAUCAGUGCCAAGAACUGCAGAGAGUGCUUGUGCAAUAAAUGUGGCACCUCUUCAUGCGACGACAGGACAGGAGUGUGCCACUGCAAACCAGGUGUCACUGGACGACUCUGUGACCAGUGUGAGGAGGGCUACUCAGGUUUCUCCAGCUGUCAGGGCUGUCGGAGGUGUGAAUGCGGGCCAGCUUCCCUCCGCUCCACCUGCCAUCCUCUCACCCACAGCUGUCCGUGCCGCCCGGGGGCCGGAGGUCGUUACUGCGAGCGCUGCCUCCCAGGUUACUGGGACUAUAGCCCCUCCGGCUGCCAGAAGUGCGACUGUGAGAGUGGCCACUGUGAUAUGCACACAGGAGAUUGCCUACCAGAGGCUGCAACAGUCAACCUGUGCAACAUCAGUUGUGAUGAGUGCAUUUGGCAUCUGAUCGGGGACUUGCGGCAGUCCAACAAAACACUGGACCAGCUGAAGGUUGGCGUGUUGAACAUUUCCACAGGGGCUGCUGCUAACGACAGGCUCAAAUACUACAACUACACAGCUCAUCGACUGCAGACUCAAUUUCAAGGCUGGAGAAACAAGUCAUCUGCAAUGAGGGCACAGGCCGGGGAGCUGGAGGAGGCCACAGCCACUGUGGUGGAGGACAUCAGACAGCUGGGAUUAUCGGAGAGUGUGAUGGAGGCUUUGGGGAACAGGCUGGAUAACGACACGCUGGAGACCUUUACCCUGGCUGAACAGCUCAGCACAAACCUCACUCAUCUCAACAUUCAAAUCGAAGAGAUGAUCCAUGACUGGGAGCUGUACAGUGUUCACCUGGAUGUGGACCCGGAGGUGGUCAAACGGAACACGGAGAUGGCCCAGGGAAUGGUGGCCAGGAUGAGGGAACUGGACCUGUCCCCGCAGGAGCCCAUCGCCACUGACGAGUCAACCGAGGCCCACGACUUGCUGAGGCGGAUCCGUCAGCUGGAGAAGAAGCUGGUGAACACAGACGGUCGCCUCCCACCGGUCAGGGAGGUUCUAUCCCGCUUCUCCACCAUGCUGUCAGCCGCUCAGGGCUUUCUCCAGAAAGCAGCCAGCACCGUCCAGGAGACCGAGAACAAGAACCGAGCCAGCCUCCUCAAAUUCCAGAGGAAUGAGGCGAAGCAGCAGAGGAUGGAAGAGGAGCAUGCUGCUAUCAAUGGCACACUGGAAGAAGGCAGAGGCCUCACCUCUGACAUAGAGAGGACUGUGGCUGAGGUGGAUGCUAUGGUGCAGAAUGUGACCGAGUACCACGCUGCGAUCGACGGCGCCAGCCAAAAGCUGAUAGAGAAGACGGAGCGUCUCUCGCUGGCUGACAGAGAUCUGGUUCAGAGGGCAGACACGCACGCUGAGGAGCUGGAGAGACAGGCCAACGCACUGGAGGAGGAUCUGAGAGCGAGCGAUGCCAAUGGCUUCGUGCAGAGAGCCAUAAGCGCCGCCAACGUCUACAGCAACAUAGUGAAAUACAUCGACGAUGCAAACAUCACCUCUCUCACCACCUUCAACUUAUCCCAAAGAGCUGAAGAUGCUGUCACUGGGAUCAACACACAGCUCGGGUACCUGGUAACACAGAGCGGCAACGUGUUCAAGGAAUCUGUUUCAUUACGUUCCGAACAAAUUGAGAUUGAAACUGAGGUGGCUGACGCGCUAAACUACAUCGCGGAGACCAAAGAGACCUUGGACAAAAACACCAAAAAGCUGGCAGAAAUAGUGCAGGACAUCAGUGGAAUUCAAGCAGACAGAACACCACAGCGUCUGGAGUUCACCCUGGGGGUGGCUGAGGGGACUCUCAAUCGCUCAGCAGAGGUCCUUCAAACCAUCACCCCCAUAAAACACAAGGUUGAAGAAUGGGACACCAACAUGAAAGAAGGCGAAUACUCCACAGAUGCAUAUGAACAGGCCAUUUCCUCCGCCGGCGAAGCUGUGGAGAACUUGAAUGUGCUCGUUCCCGAGCUGCUGGACAAGCUGAAGGUGGUCGAGGAGAAGAAGCCUGUCAACAACGUGACCACAAACAUCAUGAGGAUCAGAGAGCUCAUAGCCCAGGCCAGGAGCGUGGCCAAGAAAGUCCAAGUGUCCAUGAAGUUCAACGGCCAGUCCUCGGUGGAGGUUCAUCCUCACAGUAACCUGGAGGAACUGAAGACGGCGACAUCCAUCAGCUUGUUCGUGAGAGUGGACCCUGACAAGGAUCCCAUAGAGGACCGGUUCAUCCUGUACUUGGGAGACCGAAACGGUAAGAAAGACUACAUGGGUCUGGCGAUCAAGAAUGACAACCUGGUGUUUGUGUACAAGCUCGGGGGCGAAGAUGUUGAGAUCCCGCUGGGUUCGAAGCCUGUCAGCCAAUGGCCUGCAGUCUUCAACUAUGUUAAAGUAGAGAGGCUGGGCAGACAUGGAAAGGUCUUCCUGACCAUCCCCAGUCAGAGCUCCACAGACGAGCAGAAGUUCAUCCAGAAAGGCGAGGCUCCGGGCUCUGACUCCCUGUUUGACACUGAUCCCAAGGAUCUAGUGUUCUUCGUGGGUGGUGUCCCACCAGAUGUCAGGCUUCCACCUCCUCUGAGCCUUGCUCCUUUCGUGGGCUGCAUAGAGUUGGCCUCGAUCAACAACGAUGUGAUCAGUCUAUACAAUUUCAAGGAGACUCACAAAAUGGAUGUGAUUAGGUCAUCACCCUGCCCCAGGUAUAAGUUGGCGUUCUCGCAGAGUCGCAUCGCCAGCUACCUGUUUGAUGGAACGGGCUACGCACUCAUCGAAAACAUUGAGAGGAGGGGCAAAUUCGGUGUCGUCACAAGAUUUGACAUUGCGGUACGGACAAUCGCAAACAACGGUGUCCUUUUCCUCAUGGUCAGCGGGGAUAAUUAUUUCCUUUUAGAAUUAAAGAACGGCUUCCUGCGCCUCAUGUAUGACUUUAACUUCAGCGACGGGCCAAAACUUUUGGAGAACAACGUACCGAAGCUGCAGAUAAACGACGCGCGAUACCAUGAGGUAUCAGUCAUCUACCAUCAGUCCAAGAAGAUGAUCUUACUGGUGGACAAAAGCCAUGUUAAAUCCAUGGAGAAUACAAAAACCACACUGCCCUUCUCAGAUAUCUACAUUGGUGGGGCUCCCUCGAACAUCCUCAAAUCCAGGCCAGAGCUGUCUGAUACGAUCGGCCUGAAAGGCUGCGUCAAAGGCUUCCAGUUCCAGAAAAAAGACUUCAACCUGCUGGAGGAGCCUGGAACCAUUGGCAUCAGCAGUGGCUGCCCCGAGGAGUCCUUUAUGUCCCGUAAAGCCUAUUUCAACGGAGCAGGCUUCCUGGGAUCCACAGCAAAGCUUUCACCCUUCGACAGCUUCGAGGGAGGACUCAACUUCAGAACGGUGCAGCCCAGCGGACUUCUGUUCUACCACAGUGAAGAGUCUGAUGAGUUCAGCAUCUCCCUGGAGAACGGGGCUGUGGUGCUGAACUCCAGAGGCACAAGAGUCAAAUCACACAAGAAACAGUACAGUGAUGGAAGGACGCACUUCUUAGUGGCCUCAGUGAACAAUCAGAAGUAUUCUCUGUGGGUGGACGACAAAGACAAGCAGGAGAAGAAUCGGACGUCAUCGGUCACAAGAUCCUCAUCAGGCCCAGCUGUAAAGACGUUCUACUAUGGAGGGUCUCCGAGCAGCAGCAUCAAGAACUUCACAGGCUGCAUCAGCUACGCCUACAUUAACAGACAAGAUCGGGACAUUGAGCCUGAGGACUUCCAGCGGUACACAGAGAAGGUUCAGGCCUCCCUGCAGGACUGUCCAGUCCAGCGCCCCCCUGUCACUCUGCUGUUAAGGAACAGGGAGAACACUUCCAGAGCCAAACAUGGCCAGUCACAGAAGGUUGCCAGGGAUAAAUCCAGCCUGCCUCUAGGCCUGAUGGAACUGAGGAGUGACGACCAGGAGCCAUCAGAGCCGAACAUCGAGCCCUGCUACCUCUCCUCGAGUCCUAGAGCAACUCACAAAGCCUUCCACUACGGUGGCAUUGCCAACAGCCGACAGCACUACACAGAUCUCCCAGACUCCAUUUCUGAGAGGUCCCACUUCUCCUUGUCUCUGAAGACCCACUCAUCCUUUGGUCUCAUCUUUUAUUUAUCUGAUGCCCAAGAGGACAACUUCAUGGCUCUCUUCCUGGCUCACGGGAAGCUGAUAUACACCUUCAAUGUAGCAGACCAGAGAGUCAGAAUCAAGACUGAGGAGAAAUACAAUGAUGGCGCAUGGCACAAUGUUAUUUUUAUCCGUGAUGGGAGUAUGGGGCGGAUAAUAAUUGAUGGGCUCACAGUGCUGGAGGACAGGGUUCGGAGAAGCAACGUCUCCUGGCAUGUCGACUCCCUCUGUGUCGGAGGAGUUCCUCCAGGGAGAGCCGAGAGGAAUAUUCAGAGAAACUCUGCAUACAGCUUUACCGGCUGUUUGAAGAACCUUCAGCUCGAUGGACAGUGGCUGUCCUCUGUGGCAGAGACGUUUGGGGUCACUCCUUGCUUUGAGGGACACUCUGAGGCGGGAACGUACUUCUCAGAGAAAGGAGGAUACGUUGUGCUUGAUGAAUCUUUUGACCUGGGGCUGAGGUUUGAGCUGGUGAUGGAGGUGCGCCCCCGUGUGGCAUCUGGCGUGCUGAUGCACGUGCGCACAGCAGAGGGCUUUAUAACGAUGUACACCCAUCAGGGAGCAGUGGUGGUUCUUGUAAACGAUGGGACACAUGAGUUCUUCACGAAGGUGUCUCCAAGACAGGGUCUGUGUGCUGGUAACUGGCACAGAAUCACUGUGAUCCGGGACGCCAACGUUGUCCAGCUGGAUGUGGACUCUGAGGUCAACCAUGUGGUGGGACCUCUGAACACCAGCUCCACUUACCCUGGAAAGCCAGUGUUCAUCGGCGGAGCUCCAGAUCUUUUCCUACCAGAGAGCAUUCCCACCAGAAAGGCCUACACGGGCUGCAUGAGGAACCUGACCAUCAAUAACAGCCAAGUGAGCUUCAGCAAAGCCAUUCUGGUCAGUGGAGCCGUCAGCGUCGGGACCUGCCCAGCAGCAUAACACUUCUGUCAACACCGUUACUACUAUCCCCAAUACAGCACUGACCAAAAAGUCUCAUAACCACUAUUGUCAUUGGUUUCACAGAAUCUUGUUUCCUGUCUUUAAUGUGUUGAUGUCUUUUUAAUUUUUUUUUUUUUUUUUAAACGUGAAAUUGUCCCUGAUCUAAGAAAAUGACCAAAUUAAAUUAUCCAAAUUGAAUAAUGGAAGAAAUAACCUGAAACAGAAAUCUGUCAUUUAUAUGAGAAUGUGAUGAGAUGUCACCAUCCUGAGGAAUCUACAGUGUAUCCAUGACUUUAGAUUUAUUUUCACAGUAUGACAGACAUAUUUGAUGUUAAUGCAUUUUACGGUCCACCACUGUUUUAUAAUCUCAUUGACACAUUUUUUUUUUUGUACAAACUCGCACUCAAAACCUUCUCUGUCUCUCUUUUUUUUUUUUUUUUCACAGUUUCAUUUCUAUUAAAUAAAUGUUUUA